Loxodonta africana (African savanna elephant) is the source of this 1124-nucleotide messenger RNA. RefSeq names its product keratin-associated protein 4-7-like. The coding region runs from base 564 to 1061 and encodes 165 amino acids. Lineage: Eukaryota; Metazoa; Chordata; Mammalia; Proboscidea; Elephantidae. The transcript has a single exon. The record is from RefSeq and is a predicted model, not a curated record. Gene Ontology annotation, cellular component: keratin filament.
CAGAGUUUGAUACAGAACAUAAUCCAAAGUUUGAAGCAUCCAGGAAAACUCAUUCCAGACAUGUAAAUGUCACCUGGGUCAUGCACACAUAGAGAUGUCCCCUUCCUCAUUGCUCAGAAAUGACCCACCGCACAGGAUCUUUCCUCUUGUCUUGUGCCAGAUGCCACACUAUGGAGACUCAUUGGAAGAAAUGUAUAACAAGAAGUAUGACUGUCCAGAUUCCAUCCUGGUAGAAGAUACAGGUGGGGAGGGUGAGAUAAGUAAUUCCAAAGGCAGAAUAUCACAUGAAAGCCCUCUGUGGAUGAAGACGCCAGCAAGAUGUGAAUCAGAAGGAAGCUAAGACAGGAUAGAAUGAACACAUUUGGGAAAGGAAAUUUUGUUUUCAAUGAGUUUAAGCCAUUAAGUAGUCUGGUAAUUACUUAACUAUCAGUAAACAAAAACAAGGAAAACAUGUUGACACAGACCCUUUGGGGGCAGUAUAUAAAGGUUGUGGCACAGGGAGACUUUCAAACUCAAGAACCUCAUUCUCCUGGAAACACCCAGAAACUCCACCCUCUAAAACCAUGGUCAACUCCUGUUGUGGCUCUGUCUGCUCUGACCAGGGCUGUGGCCAAGACCCCUGCCAGGAGACCUGCUGCCACCCCAGCUGCUGCCAGACAACCUGCUGCAGGACCACCUGCUGCUGCCCUAGCUGCUGUGUGUCCAGCUGCUGCAGGCCACAGAGCUGCCAGGUCCCCUGCUGCCACCCCAGCUGCUGCAUCUCCAGCUUCUCCCACCCCUCCUGCUGUGGUUCUAGCUCCUGUGGCUCCAGCUGCUGCCACCCCAGAUGCUCUGUGUCCAGCUGCUGCAGGCCACAGUGCUGCCAGCCCACCUACUGCCACCCCAGCUGCUGCCCCCCCUCCUGCUGUGGUUCUAGCUCCUGUGGCUCCAGCUGCUGCCGCCCCUGCUGCUGCUUCCGCCCUGUCUGUGGCCAAGUCUCCUGCCAUACCACUUGCUAUCGCCCAACCUGUGUCAUCUCUACCUGUCCCAGCCCCACCUGCUGUGCCUCCUCUUGCUGCUAGUCUCUACCUGUAAUCACACCAUGGAUAUCCUCACAAGUUGUAUAAAACUUGUGGGAGCCAGCC